Pundamilia nyererei is the source of this 1521-nucleotide messenger RNA. It is a transcript of the gene bpnt1, whose product is annotated as bisphosphate nucleotidase 1. Gene Ontology annotation, molecular function: 3'(2'),5'-bisphosphate nucleotidase activity. The coding region runs from base 343 to 1272 and encodes 309 amino acids. NCBI's taxonomy places the organism in Eukaryota, Metazoa, Chordata, Actinopteri, Cichliformes, Cichlidae. Gene Ontology annotation, biological process: phosphatidylinositol phosphate biosynthetic process. The transcript is spliced from 9 exons. The record is from RefSeq and is a predicted model, not a curated record.
GCGAGAUGGUUCACCUCCAUAUUCCGGUGCUUCCGUAACGGUUUUACAUUGUGAUUAGACCAGUUUUAAGCAAAAUUUUACGUUGUUUUGCGUAACACAAAUUCGAAUUACUUACACACAUUCAUAUAUGAGAGAUAAUUGCUGUAUUUUAAUCCGUGUCGGCGUUCUUAUUAUUUGUUGACGGGUUCAUUCUGAAACGUUGCUGAGAGUUUGUCUUUUGGGCGAGGGGGUACUAUCUUGUGGGGAUCAAAGGUCUACCACUUCCUGCAUCUCCCUCCUUCACAAUCUCCAGGUGCAGUCCAGGAAAACUGUGGCUAUUGCACAGCGUUAGCAUCAAAAGCAAUGUCUGGAAGUCCUGCUGUUGUUAUGCGACUGGUGGCCUCAGCCUAUGCUGUGGCUGAAAAGGCUGGGACCAUUGUACGGAAUGUCCUUCACAGUGGAGAACUUGGUAUUGUGGAAAAGACAGGCGCUAAUGAUCUGCAAACACUGGCAGACAGACUAGCACAGCAGAGCAUUUGUGCUUCACUGUCCAAACGUUUCCCCAAAAUCACCAUAAUUGGAGAGGAGGAUCUUCCUUCUGAAGUGAUACAGGAAGAUCUAAUUGAGACUGGCCAGUCAGAGGAAAUUCUUCAGAGGAGUUGUCCACCUGAGUACAGCCAGCUGAAAGAAGAAGAGAUAGUUGUGUGGGUAGAUCCUCUUGAUGGCACAAAGGAAUAUACUGAAGGGCUCCUGGAUAAUGUGACAGUGCUCAUUGGGAUUGCAUAUGGAGGCAAAGCCAUCGCAGGCGUGAUCAACCAGCCAUUCUACAACUACCAGCUUGGUGCAGGAACACAAUUAGGAAGAACCAUGUGGGGGAUGCUGGGAUUGGGCGCUUUUGGGUUCCAGCUCCAGGAAGUUCCAGGUGACAGACGGAUUGUCACCACCACCCGUUCCCAUAGCAACAAGCUGGUAACAGACUGUGUGGAUGCCAUGGAGCCUCACGAAGUUGUACGAGUGGGUGGUGCUGGAAAUAAGAUUAUCCAGCUUGUUGAAGGAAAAGCUUCUGCCUAUGUCUUUGCUAGUCCAGGGUGCAAGAAGUGGGACACUUGUGCUCCUGAAGCAAUCCUGCAUGCUGUUGGAGGUAAACUGACUGAUAUGCAUGGAAAUGCAUACCGCUAUGAUGCUAGUGUAAAGCACAUGAACUCUGCCGGGGUUCUUGCUACACUCCGUAACCACAAGUACUACGUCAGCAGAGUACCACAGUCAGUGCUGCAAGCUCUCAAGUCAGACUGAGGUCUGUCUUUAUGUUGUCAAAACAUACAGUGUAAAAUCACUGUUUUGUUUUUUUAGUAACCACAUUAUUUGACUGGUGUAUCUAAUUUUUAAAUGUAACUAGUAACAGCAGUUUUGAGGGUAUUCUGUGUUCCUGUGCCUAAAACAAAUCACCGUGAUUUCUGAGUGUCAGCAGACUAACCAAACUACCACUAUGAUCUGCACUAAUUUAAUGAAUCAGACACAAGUAUUAAAGCAGGCUUAACAGCA